Molecule: messenger RNA, 978 nt
Organism: Colletotrichum abscissum
Lineage: Eukaryota; Fungi; Ascomycota; Sordariomycetes; Glomerellales; Glomerellaceae
Product: pectate lyase B
Exons: 3
Coding region: 1-978 (325 amino acids)
Molecular function (GO): pectate lyase activity
Source: RefSeq, a predicted model, not a curated record
AUGAAGUUUCUAGCUGUCACCUUCAUGGCUGCUCUGGCCGCGGCUUCGCCUGCCAACAUCGUCACCGCCCGCAACGAGCUUGCUCUCCGCCAGGCCGCCGAGGCUUGCAACAUCGGCUACUGCACCCAAGGCGGAGGUACCACCGGUGGUGCCGGCGGCUCCAGUGUUACCGUCAAGACUGUCGAUGAGCUCGUUGCUGCCGCUAAGAAGGAGGGUCCCCUUACCAUAGUCAUCUCCGGUGCCAUCUCUGGCAGCGCCAAGGUCCGCGUUUCUUCUGACAAGACCAUCAUCGGAGAGAAGGGCAGCUCCCUCAACAACGUUGGUCUGUACGUCCGCCAGGUCAAGAACGUCAUUAUCCGCAACCUGAAGAUCGGCGGUGUCAAGGCUAGCAAUGGUGAUGCCAUUGGUAUCGAUGAGUCCACCAACGUCUGGGUUGACCACUGCGACCUUUCUGGUGACUUGAGCGGAGGCAAGGAUGACCUCGAUGGUCUCCUCGACAUCUCCCACGGUGCUGACUGGAUCACGGUCUCCAACGUCUACUUCCACGACCACUGGAAGGGAUCCCUGGUCGGUCACUCUGACAGCAACGGCAGCGAGGACAAGGGCAAGCUUCACGUCACCUAUGCCAACAACCACUGGACCAACAUCAACUCCCGUACUCCUCUCGUCCGCUUCGGUACCGUCCACGUCGUCAACUCAUACUACGACAAGCUCCUGCUCACCGGUAUCAACUCCCGCAUGGGCGCCCAGGUCCUUGUCCAGAGCACGGCCUUUAACAGCUGCCCCGCCGAAGCCAUCUUCUUCGCUGACUCCAAGGAGACCGGAUACGCCGUCGCUGAGGACGUCGACCUCGGUGGCUCCAAGAACUCCGUUCCCAAGGGAACCCUCACCUCUGCCUCGUUGCCUUACAAGAUUGCCGCCCUCGGCUCCGGCAAGGUUGCUGGUUCCGUCCCCGGCGCUGCUGGCCAAAAGUUGUAA